Closterium sp. NIES-65 is the source of this 1281-nucleotide messenger RNA. The record is from the annotation of a GenBank genome assembly. NCBI's taxonomy places the organism in Eukaryota, Viridiplantae, Streptophyta, Zygnematophyceae, Desmidiales, Closteriaceae.
AUGCACACUGCUCGCUCAGUACCCAACCCGCCCCCCACGCUUCAACCUCCCUUCCCCCUACCUCCCUCAGGGAGUCCCUCCUGCCUCACCCCUGCCUCACCCCUCGCUUCUCCUCCUCUGCCCUCUUCGGCCUUCCCUCCCCCUUCCCUCCCCCUUCCCUCCCCCUUCCCUCCCCCUUCCUUCCCCCUUCCCCCCCCCUUCCCUCCCCCUUCCCUCCCCCUUCCCUCCCCCUUCCCUCCCCCUUCCCUCCCCCUUCCCUCCCCCUUCCCUCCCCCUUCCCUCCCCCCACCCUUCCCCCUGCCUGUCCCCUGCCUACCCCAUUCCCCACGAGCCCCUGGCAGCGCGGGUGCUGGAGGAGUGCGCUACAGCAUGGGACUUCUUGGGAUGGGGCGGUUCGCCGAGCAAUUGGCGCGCUCCUCACCAGCGGUAUUCCUCCCUGCCUCUGCCCUCUGUACUCCGUCCCCACUACUUGCCCCAUCCCACACCCUCUGUGAUGUGAUGUCAUCCCAUGUGCGCAUCCACACCCUUCGCCUCGCCCAUUCUCACCGUCGUCUCGUCUGCUUGUUUGAUCCCCACUUUCUGUGUGCUGUGCUGCAACUUGCUCAGAACCAUCUCUCCAAGAACCAGCUGUCUGGUGCCAUUCCACCUGGCAUAGGCGCCCUCACGGCCCUCCAAGAGCUCUAUCUCAGCGACAACAAGCUCUCUGGUGCCAUUCCCCCUGCCAUAGGCGCCCUCACAUCCCUUUGUUACCUGAGUCUCUCCAACAACAAGCUGUCUGGUGUCAUUCCCCCCACCAUAACAACCAUUCAUCACCAAGCAACCCAUCCCUCCCAUACCAUGCCUCCCUCCAAUGCCAUGUCUCCCCCCCAUGCCAUGUCUCCCUCCCAUGCCAUGUCUCCCCCCCAUGCCAUGUCUCCCUCCCAUGCAAUGCCUCCCUCCAAUGCCAUGUCUCCCCCCCAUGCCAAGUCUCCCUCCCAUGCCAUGUCUCCUCCCAUGCCAUGUCUCCUCCCAUGCCAUGUCUCCCUUCCAUGCCAUGUCUCCCUUCCAUGCCAUGUCUCCCUUCCAUGCCAUGUCUCCCUUCCAUGCUAUCACCAUAACCCCAACGGGCCCUCCAUCGCCCAUGACCCGCAUGUCCUCAUCGCAUCACCAUACCCCCACGUGCCAUGCCAAUGUCCCAAUUACUCUGCAUCUCCCCUAGUGCGCACCUUUCUCGACAACAACAAGCUGUCUGGUGCCAUUCCCCCUGCCAUAGGCGCCCUUGCAUCCCUUGGCUACCUGUGA